Messenger RNA from Colletotrichum truncatum, 1626 nucleotides. RefSeq names its product aminotransferase. Gene Ontology annotation, molecular function: L-2-aminoadipate:2-oxoglutarate transaminase activity; pyridoxal phosphate binding. NCBI's taxonomy places the organism in Eukaryota, Fungi, Ascomycota, Sordariomycetes, Glomerellales, Glomerellaceae. Gene Ontology annotation, biological process: biosynthetic process. The record is from RefSeq and is a predicted model, not a curated record.
AUGAAUUGCAGCGUGACAAAGAUUUCCAGAGCUAUCCCCCAAACAUCUCGCAGCCGGCCCCUCACCCACAGCACCCGCUUCCGCAUCGCGUCACCAACGGUCACCACCACCACCGAUACCCACACCCGGCCCGCGACCGUCGCCAACCGUACCGUACUUCACACACAAUACCCCUUCUCUACCUGUUCAAUCCCCCGACACCCCAAAAUGAGCGUACCUGUUCAAAAGAAGAAGCCCAUAAACCUCCUCAGAGGGUGGCCUGCCCCAUCGCUCCUCCCAGCGGCCGCAAUCUCCGCCGCCGCCGUCAAAACCCUCGCCGACCCCACCGUCUACGUCCCGGGGCUCCAGUACGGCCCGGAUCCGGGAUGGCAGCCGCUCCGCGAGGCCCUCGCGCAGUGGCUAUCAGCCUUUUAUCCCGCUGCGCCGGCCACAGCCGCGGAGGCUGAGAAGCAGGUCGUGGACCCCGAGUCUCGUCGUCAUCAUGAGCCCGACUCCAACCGCAUCUGCAUCACGGGCGGCGCAAGCCAGAACCUCGCUUGCAUACUGCAGUCCUUCACAGAUCCUCUGUACACGCAGAACAUUUGGAUGGUCGCGCCGUGUUAUUUCCUCGCGUGUCCAAUCUACGCCGACGCGGGAUUCGACGGGCGCUUGAAGUCUGUGCCCGAGGACGACGAGGGGAUUGAUCUCGAGUAUCUCAGAAAGGGGCUCGAGGCCGCCGGGAAAGGAAGCGGCAAACGCUUCAAACUUGCCGGAAAGCGCAAGCUCUACCGCCAUGUGAUCUACUUGGUCCCGACCUGCUCCAACCCAACAGGCAAGACAAUGACCCUCUCCCGUCGCUACGAGCUCGUACGUCUGGCCCGCGAGUAUGACGCUCUCAUCAUCGCCGACGACGUCUACGACUUCCUUCAAUGGCCUGUCGAUUCGCCUCCGGACGGGACUUACACGCCCGCCAUGCGCCUCCCACGACUCGUGGACGUUGACCGCGCUCUCGGGGUCCCCGAUGACUCCUUCGGCAACGUUGUGUCCAACGGCUCCUUCAGCAAAAUCGUCGGCCCGGGCGUGAGGACAGGUUGGGCUGAGGGGAGUCCCGCCUUCGCAUACGGGCUGUCGCAGACCGGGUCGUCGUGCAGUGGUGGCGCGCCGAGCCAGCUUGCCGCCAUGUUCAUGGCUGAAAUGUUGAAGAGCGGGGUGAUUCAGAAGCAUAUUGACGAGAAUACGAGACCUGCACUAGCAAAGAGGCACAAGGUGAUGAUGAAUGCCGUUGAUGAGUACAUCUUGAGGCCCUUUGGGGGCGGCAUUAAGAUGAAGCAAAGUUCGCUGGAGGGCGCAGGGAUAUAUGGCGGAUACUUCGUGUGGUUUAGUCUACCAGAGGGCAUGUCGAGUCGGGAGGCGGCGGCGAGGGCCAAGGAUACAGAGGAAUUGAUCAUUGGCCACGGCGGGCAGUUUGAGGUGCACGGGGAUGAGGACUCAGUGAGGCUUGGCAGGGAAAUUCGGCUUUGUUUCUCGUGGGAACCUGAGGAUGACAUUGUGGAGGGAAUCCAGAGGCUGGCGAGAGUGUUGAAGUCGAUGAGAGAUGGUGAGGAGUGGACGCCUUCGAGUCGGUUCGAUGUAGACAAUGCCAAAUAG